AUGGAUUCUAAAGUAACCGAUUUUCUCACCAAGCAAAUUCUCAUCGAAAGAAACGUGGUCACCUUCCGCUCCCUUAGUCGUCAGCUUAAUCUACACGUCAAUAGUGCGAAAAAUUACCUCGCAGAAUUUCAUCACACCUCGAUGUCCUCCUCGGAUCCAGCCCAUGCAACCAUUCUUUUGGUGGGUGAAGCUAGGUCGAAGCGCAUCACAUCACACUCCGAUCACAUGAACGUGGACUCGAAUCCAACAUCAGACCGGGAUGAGAUGGGCGAGACGGUUCCGCUCACAAAGGUCGUACUUGUGGGAGAGAAAGAUCUCGAAGCCGCGAAAUCACAAUACAUUCGCAUAUUCUCGGAACAUAUAUACAGUUUAUCACCCGCACCGUUGGUGGAUGCUGGUCUUGUUUUGGAACCAUCCGAGAAGGUUUACGAGGUAGAUGCCAAGACGCCAGCGGAGUCAUUGGUUUUGCUUGGGAGGGUUUCUGGGCCUCAUGUGCGCAUAGGCAAAUUUGUUCCUCCGGUUACUCUUCCUAAAGCGCAAGAGCACGUACCUCUGAAGCAGGUACUAUCCAAAGGAGAAGAGCCAAAAUCAGAAAAGUCCAAAGAUGAGCACGGGCGGAAAGAAAGGGAAGAGAAGCUGACGAAGCCCAAGCCGUCAGGUACGCUUAAUUGGAGCAAGGCAAGGCCCAAGAAGGAUGAGAGUAGUGGGAAGGAGAAGAAGAAUGAGAAAGAAAAGAGAGACUCUGUGAUCGACAAAAGCGAAGAGUCUGCGUCGUCAAAAGGGGGGUCAAUUCGCCCAUCUGGAUUUUCUAAGUCUGAGGAAGCAAAACCAGAUGUCAAAAAGAUUACAAAACGCCAGUCUGCGCUACCAGCCAAAUCAGAUUCGGAAGAUGACAACGAAGAGAACACGAAGUUGCCUCAGAAGCAAAACCCUUUGAUUAAGAAUAAAGAGACCACAUCUUCGAGAAGCGAAGUGCAGGGUAGGAAGCGUAAAUUAAAAUUCCCUUCCGAAUCUGAGUCUGAGUCUGAGCCUCGUGGAGCGGUUCGAGCUUCUUCAUCUUGUACCAGUACCGUGAAGGUCAAGAAAGGCGUUAUCAUGUCCGAUGAAGGUGAAGACGAAGAGAUGCCCGCUCGUCCUGCGACUGGCGGUAGAAAGGAGCGGGCUAAAGGUAGAUCAAAAGAAAUGUCUGAAGCGGAGAAGAGCUGGUUGUAUGUUUAUUGUGCGACAGACGAGGUCAUCAUGGCAUCUCGACCACAGCCCGAUGCGGCAUUCAAGGAAGGAGGGGACACCCAAAGUGAUGUUGAUAUGAUUGAGGACUCCGAACCCGAACGCAUCAAGACUAAGCCCAAGAAGAAGAAAGAGAAGAAGGUUGUGCCUAUCGGCAAAAACGGCCUAAAGAAGAAGAGAAUAACAAAGAGUCGGACUCGGAUCGAUGACAAGGGAUACACUAUCACGGAAGACUACUCGUCGUACGAAUCUGUGGACGAAGACCAGGCGGAGGAAGCUUCAGCUAAGCCGAAAGGGAAGAAGAGUACGCCAGCCAAGUUAAAAACUGUGACGACAGACGACCGUACAUCGAGCAAAACUUUCGGCGAAUCGGGUGGCUCCAAGUCUAGGAAGGCUGCUGGGAAAGCGGGAGGACAAGGCAGUCUGAUGAAUUUCUUCGGCAAAAACAGAUAA
Messenger RNA from Fibroporia radiculosa, 1680 nucleotides. RefSeq lists its product as uncharacterized. The record is from RefSeq and is a predicted model, not a curated record. Bases 1 to 1680 code for a protein of 559 amino acids. Gene Ontology annotation, molecular function: DNA-directed DNA polymerase activity. Gene Ontology annotation, biological process: DNA synthesis involved in UV-damage excision repair; nucleotide-excision repair, DNA gap filling; DNA replication. Lineage: Eukaryota; Fungi; Basidiomycota; Agaricomycetes; Polyporales; Fibroporiaceae. Gene Ontology annotation, cellular component: nucleus; delta DNA polymerase complex. The transcript is spliced from 10 exons.